AUGAUGAUCAGCAGCAGCAGCAGCAGCAACAGGGGAGGUGGGACUGAGGUAAGAUAUUUUAAGCCAUUUUAUUAAGACAAAGGGUAUAUUCUACAAAAAAAAAAACAUUGCUUAGCUGCUUUUUUGUCUUUGUGAAAUACAAUAUCUGCAUGUAAUGUAUGAUGCAUAAUUGUCAAUUCCAAGAAAUAAAAAUUAAAAAGAGUCUGAAUGCAACAUUUUUCUGCUCACAGGUGGAAUUUGCACACUUUCUGUCUUGCAAAAAAACUGGGUUAAAACUCAAACAUUGGAAAUCAACUUAUCAUAUAUCACUGAAGUUUUUUAUUCAGUAAUUUUUGUGAGCAUCUGAAGAGCUGUAUUUGGUCCAUUUACAUUCAAAAAUAUGAGUAUAUCCACCAUGGCUCUCGCAUUUUUCUGCCUUUUUUGGCCUCUAAGAGAGGAAACAAACAUUUGAGUGAUGUAACAGAGCAGAUCACACACAAAAUAGGACAAUUGAAAAAAAAAUAAACAGAAUAAUUUCUCUAUGUUUGGUUUAACCAUGCUGUUGGAUCAGAUGACAGUCUGGAUCAGUUGAGGAGUGAGGCAUUGUUGGCACCUGAGUGACCUUAUAAAUAAUGAAUGCGCUCCUUUGUUUCCACUUCAGUGGCCAAAAUGAACACACAAACACUUGCACAGGCAGUUUUACUUUUACGUAAUGUCACGGUGCUUUGUACCAUGUCUUGAUUGUUGCAGGACAGGGGAUGUUUAAUGCAUUUUAUGUGGCAAUUGAAGUUGCCAUUUGAUUAGUAAUUAAAAUAUCUGGUUGUGUGAAGAUACAUUCACAUUUACAAGGCAAGGGAAUGAGCUUUACUAUGUUAUUGCCCCGGUCACCGUCUUAAUAGUGACAGUCGCAUUAAGAUUGAUGUUGUAGUGUUUAUUUAAGUGUUACACUCAGAUAGAUGUGUUAGUAUGUUUCAGUGCGUGUUGGUGUUUGAGGAAGAAGCGAGGAGGAACAGAGAGAGAGGGACCCUGAAUGGCAGCCAGAGAUACUUCCUUGUGAUUGUCAGAGCUCAGCCAACAGAUGCAGAUUGUAAUACCCUCACGCUCAAUAAAAUGAGCAACUGGUCUGGUUUACAAUGUGUCUCCUACCACUGCGAGCCAAUAAGAAAAGGAUCAAUCCAUGGUUUGUUUUGUGGGGGGUAGAUCUCAUCUGCUUUUAAUACAGUAAAGCUACUUCUCUUGCAAUGAAAUCACAUCCCAUGUCAGAUUUCAGUACAUCUCCCAAGAAAUUGAUUCAGACUCUUUGCCUGAUAAUCAUGACAACAUUUUCCAGAUUGAGAGAGUGUUUCAUCCUCUGAGUGCCAUGGUGGGAUAGAACAGUUAUGUUUGCUUUGCACUGUGUAAGGCUGUAAAACUAAAAGCCCUACAGAGAAUCAUGGAAAUUAGAUUUACAGUUCGGUCGAUCCUCAUCUGGAGGAGGGCCAGAGUUUGUGAGGUGAGCAAGAGAGGCAGGCUGCUGAUAGGACAUGAUGGAUGGAGAGCGGAGAAGUGCUGAUGUAUAAGAAAAAAAAACACAAAAAGGGGAUGGGAAACACACACCCAUGCAGUUCCAGAUGCAAGUUCGUUUGCUUUUCAUCAUGACGCUGAACAGCAGCAGGUCCAGUUAACUAAAUAAUAAAUGGAGGGUCUCAAGUGAUGUCUUGCUUUGUUGCAUAAAGCUUUCCACAGGCAGAUCCAGUUCUAUGAGGUAUUAAAAAAAACAUUGAUGACAUAUUCUCACACUAACUGACAAGAAGGUCUUUCGCUUAGCUUUAUGUGGGAAAAUCGUGAAAACUUGGGAUUACAUGUGCAAGUUGAAUGAGUUCACUUCUUUUGCUUGGAUAAGAGCCAAAACUUCCGUUGGCCUCAGUGAUGAAAGAACAUUUUAUGGUUCAACUAGGUUUACAGACUUAGGAAUUUUGAGGUUUAAGCCUUUUCCAGAGGGAGGAGUUUUAAAGUUCGUAGUCCAUUACAUUGUGACUUGCUUAGAGGCACACGUAAAGACAGGUAUUUAUGAUGGGACAAGACUAAUGUGGGUGUAGAAGUUUUAAACAGCAGGCUGUUUUCAUUGCCUUUUUUUUUACUUUUUCCACAGCAAAAACUCAUGGUGAGUUUCACUCUUAAAGAUAAGUGGGUUUUUGUCUCUAGCAACAACUUCAACAGAACAAGAAAACAGGAGUAUCGCUGUGUCUGCAGACCAAUACUAGCACAAACCAAAAGAUCCUCUAAGUAGCUUUCACUUUCAAACGUACUUGCCAUCUAACUUAAUUUUGGUUUAACCAACAGUUGUAUAUUCAAUCUGAUUUUGCUGGAAGCAGGCUACAUUUAAUGUCUCUGUAUAAAUCUAUCUGCUUCUAAAUAACAAAGAGUUCUUCAACAUUCAGAUAACAUUUCCAUCCCUGACCCUCUUGUCUGCGACCUCUUUUAUGUGUACUCUGAGUUUAUUCCAAACUAAGAAUAGAGUGGAAAUAAUUCAACACAAAAAUAAGCAUUGCAACCUUGGAUACACGCAGGGUGAUUGAUGUAAUGAGAGCCUUUUGUUUUAAAAAGGGGAAAGGUAACAAUAGAUCAGCAAUGGCUGAAAGACUGACAAGUGCUUUGUCUCAUGAUGGUAAAACAAAAGGUGGUGUAAAUAUGCAGAUGUGGGCUGUAUUGGGAGUUUUUUCGUGUUGAGGUGUUACCAACAUGAAAGCCUUAUUCAGAUGUCCUCCUGUAUUAGUUAUUUGCAUGGAUACUUUUGUUCUGCCUAUCUCGUCUGCUUUGAUUAGUAUUUAGUCUUGACCUUGGAUGUUCACACAAAGUUGUACAAGAAGAGUCCAAAAGCUUUUCUACAUUUGCUGAUGAAUUUUGAAUAAAUCUCUUGCUCUGUGCUUUCUAGACAUCCCGACUCCAUCCAGAGAUCUCACAACAUUAUCUCACUGUGGUGGCCUGUUGACUUGGGGAUAAAGGCCUGUCCUAGAAAAGCCUGUGUCAAGCAGCAUAUUUGACCCUGACACCUCAUGACAGCGUGCCAUUUAUGUUUAGCACGAAUCACGGUCACACGGGACCUCAGAGAACCACAUCCAUUUUCCUGGAGGAAUGUAGGGAAACAUGUUUUGAAGAGCUGGUUAAGUCCUUGUUAUGAGUCUUACUAGGAGGCUCCCACUGAAAAGGAUUUUGUGAAAACCCAUGAAGUUUUUUUUUUUUCUCCUGAAGAUUUUCUGGAUUUGGUUGGGAUGUCUCAGCAGUGUUCACAUAAAGCCAUGCCAGAUCAUAAAAUCUAAAAUUAUGAGUGGGCAGCCAGAUGUAGAUCUAGGCCAGUGACACAUGUAAGCCACGACCUAAAGGCUUAUUAAGAGAAUUAAUCAUGGCUUGUCCAGUGGUGAUCACAAGGCUGAAAAAAACUCAUCAAAAUAAUUACUAAGUACAACCCCCACGACCACACCGUCUGUGCAGUUUGUACUUCCCCCUCGUACAUCAACAACACCAUGCCAUGUGAUUGUUGUGAUUCUCCUAAAGACAUUGUAAUUCAGCUGUAGCUUGGCCUGUGGCAAAUUAGAGGGUGCAGCUCUUCUUUUUCCUCUUUUUUUGUUUCAGCGCAGAGGGGAGACAGUUCAUACCAGCUCUGUGGUUUGCUUAAUCCCUGACAAACUGUGCUCCCUGCAGCAGCAGUAGGGGUGUGUUGUGAGAAAAUAAGGAAAGCUUCAGUGCCUGGGAGGAGACUGUAAGCAAGUGCUGAUUAUUUCAUGUUGAGUGCAAGUGCAUGUGUGUUUGUGUUUGUGUGUGCAGAUCUAGGCCUUGACUUUACCAGCCUUGAGUGACGGUGCUCAGAUGUUGGCCAGGAAAGACUGAAUAAAGAGUGUAAGUAGGAGGUCAUUCAGCAGCAGGGCCUAAAGUGGAAAAUGCUUCUUUAGUUAUCUCUAGAUUUUUACCUUGUGCUGACCCAUUCUGUGUUUUAUUUCAAUGCGGGCAGAGUCCAACUGAAUGGCACUCACACACUCUAAAAGAAAAAAAUCCUGGCUACACUUCGGUUACGUAACCCUCACCCACACGAGGAUCAAUGGGUUGUGAAUGUAACAUCAAACUGAGUUCAUUUUCUCACAGUUAUCACCUGUUGGUUACUCCUGGAAGAGAUGCCGCCUUAAUACUCCUUCUCUUUUACUGAAGGAAAAAGAGCCUGACUUAACCAGGAUUAAUGAAGUUGGCUACAAAAGGUUGCUCUGGAUCUUUUUGGUUCAUUUACCCAAUUUACUCUGUGAUGCUGCUUGGAGACAGGGGCGCACACGGAGAAGGGCAAUAGCAUCGCUUUCUAUACUAAAAACACAGAACAGCCAGUCAAACCCACAACUUGAAUUUAAAAGUCAAAUAAAAUCAAAGGUGAGAGCAUACAGCAAUGCACAAGGUCAAAUUUGUGUGGCGCUUAACACAGAAGAAAAAAACAGAGAUCAUUUGAAACCACAGCAAGUAGAAAGGCUCAAACGUCAUCCAUGAUUUGUUUACGCUCCCUAUAUUUCAAGGCGCCUGUUACCGCUGUUGCCAGAGUCUCUUUGCUACACUAAUGGCUUCUAGUUGUGCUAAUUAGGUCAACACGAAAACCAGAUCCUCAGCAUCAAUGCACAGGAAGCUCAAAUAUUACCGUUAUCCUCAUUAACAUGCUGCCGCCUUGUUGCUCUGUAGGGACAACAAAACAGUGGCACAGAGCAUGCACACUUUUCUGUUUAUUUCCAGAAAUUCGUCUUUUAGGCGUUAUCUCAAAGCCGUAAACAUUUUAUCUCCAUGCCAGAUACUUGCUCUUUUUCCCCAGGCCUCUCAUCCAGAUGCUCAGCCCAGCAGCCCCGCCCCUCUGAACAUGAACCACUAUGCCAAUAAGAAGAGUGCAGCAGAGAGCAUGCUGGAUGUGGCUCUGCUGAUGGCCAACACCUCCCAGCUGAAAGCGGUGCUCGACCAGGGGGCUGACUUCUCCUUUUACACCCCCGUCAUCACCCUGAUCGGCAUCUCCCUCUGUUUGCAGGUCACAGUCGGGGUCCUGCUUAUCUUCAUAGGUGAGAAAAUAAACAGAGCCUGCUGAGACCUUUUGGUGUCUUUGUUGUCUGGUGAGCAUCACAACCUUUGCUUGCCCUUUUUGAGUUUCUUCUCCUCCACCCUCUCUCCUCUGCAAAGUCAAGUCCACUGAUUACUGACAAACAACUCAUUACCCGCUAGCUGUUACCAUGACAACCCGCCUGACUCCAGGUCAGGGGUCAAUAUGUUUUUGUGCUGCUGGGUGUCAGGGGGAAAUUGUCAAUACAUCAUUGAGCAUGCUUUGUGUGUCUUCAAGUGAACAGCAAGAAAGGGAAAAAACGACACACAGGAGUGCCAUCAAGUCACCUGACUAGAGAUCUGAGGAUUUUGGCUUUAAAAGCAAAAUCUGGGGUUAAAAAAACAGGAUCAUAAAGAUUGGAGGAUGACCUAGGAUAAUAUGUUUCUGUUCAGGUUGAACUGCUGUUCAAUUUACUAUGACUAAAAGCAGGUCAGUGCACUUUAGCCGGGUCACACUGACUCAUUCCAGCUUUCACCAAGAGGAGUAAAUAAAGAGGACAUGUCAGUGUCCUUCCCUAAAUACUACACUUGUGGUGCUUCAUGUUUCCCUUUUUAGCUUCUGUGUCAGGAGUCAUCUAUUAAAUAAAAGCAAAAUACUUUGCAACAAAUAAUUGUUAAAAAAGUUACAGAGUCUUGACAAGUCUCUCAGUAUAAACCCAUUUUUAUCCCUAAAUGUCCCUUAAGGGGCUCCAUAGUUAUGCUACUUUUUACAGUCAAGAAAAUAUGCAUUGCAAUGGCAUCUUUUAGAUAUUUUAGGUCCUGUAUCCACCAAUGGUUGUUUUUAUGAUAGCAGUCCUAAGUUUUUAAAAAUCCUAUUUAUUCAUUUAUUUACUUUGUUUGUUUGUUUUGUUGCUGCAGUGACUGUGGUCUUACUCUUAAAUGUUAAAAGUUGAAGUUUGUGUGCUAAGUGGAGAAAGGCUGUUAUUAAAUGGUGUACACGUGUGUGUAGGCCCACACACGUCAUACCACCCCUGCAUGAGUAAGUGCCCAAGUUUGACCUCCCUAGUCCAAAAAAGUCUGGUUUAAUCAUCUGCUUUGAUCAGUAUUUUAGUUUUAAUCAUAAUGAAUCAAGAAAUGAAAUGUUCUCAUCUUUAGAAAAGAAAAAAAUCCCAUUAACUUUGAUUCUCAUAAUGAAUCAUAUUUCACAUUGAAAAUGGUUGUCUUUUGUUUUCUGUCUUCUAAAGCAUCACGUGUCAAAGAAAAGGUCAGUCAGGAUGUUAGUCAUCACACUUUCAUGAGGGCCGGACCCCCUCCUUCCCCCAAAUCCCCUGUCUCCACCACCCUCUCUUACAACCCCCCACCCUUGGCCUCCGCCAGAAUAUCAAACACAUCUCAUUCUCGUCGCUCUUUUCAUUCCUCUUCCUUCAUUCUCUCUGAAUUCCCUUAACCCUGCCGCCCUCUCCUCUCCCCUUGCUCACCCGCCCGCCUCCCCCAAAUUCUCCCCUCCCUCCCUCCCUCCCUCCCUCUCCUGUGGAUCCAGCUCUGUCUAAUGGAGCCAGUAGUGCGUGAUGUGAGUGGCCUACAUACCAUCACCACCACCACCCCCUCCAACCCCUGUCCACCCCAGCCCAGUCAGAUCAGACACACACAGGCGGGGUCCUUACACUGCUUACUAUUGGGUUAUCUCCCAUGAACACACACACACACACACUCACACACAAAGAGCCUGUAGAGCUUCAGCUGUAAAUCACCUCCCCACUUACGAAUACACACACACACGUGCAAACACACUCCCCUGAUCACACCUUGAUUUCAGCUUUAUCUAUCAGCUGGUCCAUGUGAUGAUGAUGAUGAUGAUGAUGACGAUGACUUUAUUAGUGUUUAAGUCAUUAACAGAAUUCGAAUUAUUUGUCAUUUUUGGAUCACAGGGCGGACACUAAAUGACAGUUUAAUACAGGAAAUAUAAGCCUCCCUUAAACAGCACACUCUUCUCUGCGUUGUUCUUUCGACUCACUCUGAAUCACAAGUUUGUUGUCAUAUGAAAGGUUGUGCUAUUGAAAAUCUGACCCUUUAUUGAUUCUUCUUAAACUCAUUUGACUUGCAGAAGAAGCAGCUUAAAAUUCUGGUGAAAUUUUGUGCAAAAUUCUAUUUUAUUUGGUCUCUAAAGACAAAGAAAUAUUUGUUAUCCUAACUUAUUCCCCAGGUGACGCAGAGCCCAGAGGAUUUGACCUUUUAUUAAAACACUGAUACAAAAUUCCAAUAACAGAAAACUGUGGCCAUGUAGAUUUGGAGGAUUAAGGAUGAACAUUCCAGCUUUGUGGCAUGAACAGUACUUUAACAUCGCUGUUUACAUGGCAAGUGAGCUCAUCGAUCAAUACUGUAUAUUAGCGACAAAGGAUUGUUGUAAAACAGGUACAUUUGACUUUAUUACUUGACAUGAAAAUGAUUUUAAUGGCAGUCUACAACCCUACAUAGUACUUUUAAGACUGGAGGUAUGCGUCAUUUUUAUUAUCUGCAUCACUCAGGCUUUUUCUUAUCAGCCAGAUGAUAAAACCCUGUUGAGUGUAUUUUUGUAGUUAUUGUAAAUGGCCUUGGCCAACAGAUGCUCAAAUAGAGCUUCAGUAUCAACAAACAUGACUUUCCAUUUGACAGAGUGUCUCUAAAGUUUAUUUUAGAAACUUUGCAGUCUUUUUAGAGGCAUAAAUGGGUUUAGAAAAUCCAAUUUAUCAAACCGAACUCUAGAUGUUUAUGACGUCAAUUUUGUGCUGUUGAAAGAUAAAAAGAAAGUGAUUCAUACGAACCUUUUAUCCCUGCAAGCCCUUUUCAGAAUGUAACAUUUUAUUGACCUCAUUUUUGGUGGGAUCCCUCAUGGACAGAAGUAUGUAUGGAUUUAUGGUUGUUAGUAAAUCAGUGUAUAGUGAUUUGGCCAGAGUCCCAGGAUACAGUAGACUGUUGUGUUUGAUCAGACAUUCACUGGGUGUGUGUUUGUGUGUGCGUCCUUGUUUUGCCCACAGUUCGAUGGGACCUGAAUGAUGAGCAGAAACACUGGAGGCUGGACAUUCUGGAGGAUUUGGCCACAUGCCUGGUUUUUAUCAUAGUGAUUGUGAACAUCUUUAUAACAGCCCUUGGAGUUCACAGGCCCAAACACAGUGACUGAACAAGAACACUGGUAUUAUUUUUUAUCUAAUCACAAAUAUUUUCUCUCUUUGGCCACUUCUGGUUCUCUCCGAAUAAACUUGUUUUUUUGUUUCCCGUCUCAAUGUGCAGUGCGCUCCAAAGACAUCCAUGAAGUCAGCAUUUUUCAAUCCUCACCUCUCCUGAACUAAACCUUCACAAUCUCCCUACCUGACCUACAAACACACUGACCUCUCCAGGCUCUCAGAGAAUUUUCCACCGGAAAACAGCACAAAAACAAACGAAUGAAAAAACCCAACAGCUGGCUCAUUUGCCAGAAAAUCAUUGUCCUGCAAACUGCUGCAGGCAUGCGGAGAAAAACAGAGUGAACAAGAGAGAAACGGCAGAAAAGACAAUGGGGUCUGGUGCACAAACA
This is a messenger RNA of Xyrichtys novacula (pearly razorfish), 8563 nucleotides long. The record is from the annotation of a GenBank genome assembly. Lineage: Eukaryota; Metazoa; Chordata; Actinopteri; Labriformes; Labridae.